AUGACUGUCUCCCAAACUAUCCGUGUCGGUGUCAUCUCUGGCUCCACGCGUGUCGUCCGUGCCGGCCCUCAGAUCGCUGCCUGGGUUCGCCAAAUCAUCGAAACAGACCUCAAACAAACACCUGCGCCGGGCGGCGUCGCCCUGGAGUUUGAGACCAUUGAUCUCGGCGCCAUGGGCCUCCCGCUUCUGGACGAGCCGGGUAUCCCCGCCCAUAUCGGCACCGCCGACGGCUACACCCACGAGCACACCCGCGCCUGGUCGCGCCAGGUCGCAGCCUUGGACGGCUUUGUUUUUGUCACGGCGCAGCACAACUGGGGCAUCCCCGCGGGCCUCAAGAAUGCGAUUGACUAUCUGUACAACGAGUGGCGGGGGAAGCCGUUUAUGGUGGUGACGUACGGCGGCCACGGCGGCGUCCAUGCGGCGGCGGCGCUGCAGCUGGUGCUCGGCGGCGGCCUCAAGAUGCUGGCCCUGAAGGAAACCGUGAACCUGACGUACCCGGGCAAGGACGUGUUUGAUAAGUGCACCCGGGGCCAGCCGCUGGGCCUUCCGCCGGCCGGCACGGCAACGAUCUGGCAGGAUCGACAGGAGGACAUUGCCAAGACAUGGCGCGAGUUGGCAGCCACGUUGGCGAAAAAGGCCGAGAAGGCUACGUGA
Messenger RNA from Sporothrix brasiliensis 5110, 654 nucleotides. RefSeq names its product NADPH-dependent FMN reductase. The transcript has a single exon. Gene Ontology annotation, cellular component: cytosol. Lineage: Eukaryota; Fungi; Ascomycota; Sordariomycetes; Ophiostomatales; Ophiostomataceae. The record is from RefSeq and is a predicted model, not a curated record. Gene Ontology annotation, molecular function: oxidoreductase activity; FMN binding. The coding region runs from base 1 to 654 and encodes 217 amino acids.